Messenger RNA from Schistosoma turkestanicum, 1710 nucleotides. The record is from the annotation of a GenBank genome assembly. NCBI's taxonomy places the organism in Eukaryota, Metazoa, Platyhelminthes, Trematoda, Strigeidida, Schistosomatidae.
AUGUCUCAAUGUGAAAGAGAAAAAUUAUUUGUACAGAAUUUCUCUUCUACUCAGUCAACAAAUCCUCUAUUUUAUGCAUUCACUAGUCAGGCUGCAGAAAAUGCAGUACAUUUUGCAGCGAAUAUUAAUGACGAUAAUCAUUCUUUAUUUCUAAAAAUACUAUUGAUUGAUAGAGACGAAAACAUGUCAACAGGUAUAAUUUCAUCAAAUUUACUGCAUCAAAUAUGUGGACCAUAUCCAACAUUUUCUGAAUUGUAUGAUGGUCAGUUCGAUUAUGUUGUACAUAGUUAUCUUUUACCCAUACUAAUGAUUUUUGUCCUGAUCACUAAUUUCUUUGUAUGUUUAGUACUUAGUAAACCACAUAUGAGAUCACCUGUAUUUUUCUUAUUAUUUCUAAUUGGUAUUGUGGAGCUAAUAAAUUGUUGUCUACCAUUACCAAUGUAUUUUGCUCAAAGUGUCUACAAACGAACUGCAUGGUGGACUGAUUUACCUAUUAGAAAUUUUACAAAUGCUGAAAAUUUACUCAUCAACACAAGCUGGAAAUUAGCUCCAAGUGAUUAUUAUCAAACUAGUGAUAAUGUGAUUGCUAGUGAAGCGUCAGCUUGGACAACUGUAAUUCUUCCAACAGUCACUCAUACAAUAUCAGUGUGGUUAACAGUAGCUUUGGCAUUACAGCGUGUAUUAAACUUGACCGAAUUUAAUUUAGCAUCAAAACUAUGUAGUUUGAAUUCUACAAUAAGAAUUUUUGUGAUCAUAUCAUGUAUGGCUAUUGCUUUACACUGGCCUUUAUUAUCUUCAAGAUUCAUAUUAUUUCAACCAGUCCAGUUGAAAUCACCGAUACAUGAUGAAAAUUUUUUACAUGUUUAUAAAACAGCCGAUUCUAUUCACUGUCUAUCAGACAUUACAGAUAGUUUACCCAGAAUUGUCAUGAAAUGUCAUUUACUUCAACCAGUAUACAUGAUAUUUUACUUCUAUGCACGGAUUGUAUUAAUUCAUAUUUUACCAUGUGGAUUACUUGUCACAUUGACUGUAAUACUUGUUUUAAAAAUGCAUAAUAUCAUGAAAUUGAGAGCACGUCUUGGUUUAUUGCAUACAAAUAGUACUUAUUAUUCGAACUAUUGUAAAAGUAAACUUUUGUGUUGUGUUUGUAAAAAGUUGAAUUCAACGAAAACAUCCAAGAGUCAUAUCACCACUGCUCAUUAUGCUAAUAACAAUAAUAAUAAUAAUAUUAUAUGUACAUCAAGUUCCAAGAAAUCUCCAAUCAAUCCACAAGCGAUAUCUCGUAUGCUUAUUGUAGUUCUAAUAAAAUUUAUUGCAAUGCAUUUACCAAACGCAAUUGUCCUAACAAUAUAUAUUGUAAGAAAAAUGUCUAAAGUGGAGAAUUCCAUACAAAAUCUCAAUGAAGGAACAUUGGUCACGACAACGUCAGGCGAAAUAAUUCAAGAAUUGGACAACCAACAAAUUCUUUUCCCACUAACAGAUAAUUAUACAAUAAACAAAACAGACAGUAAUCAUCAACAUAGACAACUAAAUGUAAUUGAUCGUGAUUUUACUGAUGAAUAUUUAACCAAAGCGGUAAUAUUAUGCAAUCUUGUCAUACUUGUAUCAUAUCAAUUAAAUUUUGCCAUCUAUUACUUGAUGUCUACACAAUUUAAAGAAACAUUCAACAGUUUAUGCUUUAUUAAACGGUUUACUUUGAACAGAAAUUGA